AUGGCACAGACGUCACCGGAACAUGCAUUAGAUGACGAAGUAUCUGGCCCUCUUGGAAACCUUGCCUACGAUGAGAAUUUAAAUGAAGUGGUAGACAUUGGAUCGGAUGUGGAGGAAAUCGAGGGUAUGGAUGGAACAACAGCUUCCACAUUAUGCUCAGAAUUGGUGGAAGAUCAGAACGCUGGUGCACGUCUCAAAGCAAGCAGCGAGAAAAAACCAUCGCAAACCCUACGGUCGCGAUUAUCUGCAAAACGCUCGAGAUAUGCGUUUUCCAAAACUAGUAGAACCUCCAAAACUAGCAAGGGAAGGAAGAGUCGCAUGAGCACUCGACGUCACCACAACAAGAGUAAGGCCCAAAAGUGA
Messenger RNA from Cooperia oncophora, 363 nucleotides. NCBI's taxonomy places the organism in Eukaryota, Metazoa, Nematoda, Chromadorea, Rhabditida, Trichostrongylidae. The record is from the annotation of a GenBank genome assembly.